AUGGUCGCCACUGACUUUGGCGCUGUCUUCGCCAAACUCUCGGCUUUAUCCUUGUUGACGAUACCAAUUGGACACGAAUUCUGUGCCACGUUCGUCACGUUCGAGGAUUCAGCUACGCAGCUUACGGCCACGAAACACACCUUGUGCCAAAGUUGGAGUGCUGCGAGGGAGACGGCGGCGGGGUAAAAAAUUUUUAGUUUUUAGUUUUUUUUAAAAAGCGACAUUUUAUACGAACAGACAUGUCUUUGGCUAAAAAAGUGACAUUUUAUACGAUGAAACGUGUUUUUUAGUUGUGAAGUGACAUGUUAUACGAUAAAACGUGUUUUAUUUUCAAACUUAUAUUUAAAUUUUUUUAGAAUAAUCUUUGAUAAAGUACCAGAAAUUUUCAACGAACUGAGCCAUAUUUACCCUCUUGACACCGAUGUAGAAGGUAUUGUUUUCAGUGCACAGAAGAAGUCUGGGUAAGUAAUCUUAGUCGAUUUGGUUUAUCAUAAGCCCAAGCCCUAGCAUAUCUUGUGCUUAAGUCUGAAGCUAAGCCUAAGCUUGAGCUUGAGCUUGAGCUUGAGCUUGAGCUUGAGCUUGAGUUUGAGCUUGAGCUUGAGCCUGAGCCUGAGCUUGAGUUUGAGCUUGAGCUUGAGCUUGACGCUGAGUUUCAGUCUGAGCUUGAGCUUGUGUUUGACUUUGACUUUAAACUCGAGUUUUCCCUGAACUAAAGCUUCAGCCUAAACUUGAGCUUGCGUCUGGUUUUUAGAUUGAGCGUGAGGGUGAGCUUGAUCUUGAGUUCCAGCGUAAAAUUGAGCCCAAGUUGAAGCUUGAUUUUAACGCCUAAGCCGGAACAUAAACUUACAAUUGGGUUUGACUUUGAGCUUGAGUUUAAGCCAGUGCCUAAGCCUGAGCCUAAACUUUUACCUGAAUCUGUCUAAGCUAAAACCUAAACUCAAACUUGAGUUAUGCUUAAACCAAAAACUGAGUCUUAUCCUUAGUCAAAGCUGUAGCAAUAGCCACAAACAUAGUCGUACCGAUAGCCUCAAACUUAAAUUUUGUCUUACAGCCCAGUAAUCCGCAUGGAAUUGUCAGUGUUAAAACGCAAGCCAAGAACGGCGACAUAUUUAACCGUGCUGAGUUUCAAAGAUGGUGGAGCCGAGAUUGGAGUAGCUAGUGGGCACGUGUUCUUCCAAACGUGCCACAACAGCAAUACAAAGCACGUUGAUUUGGCUGAUGUGGACAAAGGAGACCAGUCGCUUGAUCUUAAUAAGUUAGAGCUUUGUGGAAGUCCAACUUUUGGUCUAACCAAGGACGGGUUGGCUUGGACUAAACCGGAUCAGUGCUGGGAAUUAAUGGAGGGAAAACUGGAGGCAAAGAAGUGCUUGGAGAUCAAAGAAAUUAUGUUUACUAUUGUAGGUUUGGUUAUUUUUAGCUAAUUUUGAGUUUUUUUUUAAAUUUAAAAAAAUUUUUUUUGUUUUUUUACUUUUUUUUAAAUUUUUGAAAUUUUUUUUUAUUUUUUUGAUAUUUCAGAAAGCUCUAGUCAACCACGAUCCAUCGAUCAAACACAGUGUGGACGAGUUUGAUCUUAAGUCAAUGUUGGUCCUGCUCUUUUAUCAGUGAGUUGGCUAAGACUAACUUAAAAUUUUUUUUUCAUUUUAAUUUCCAAAAAUCAAACUAGAUUUUUUUUUGAAUUUUGAUAUUUUGUUUUUUUAGAGGAAAGCCACAGACUACGACACUUGGUCCAGAAGCCAUUACUGAGGACAGCACGUUCUUCUCUUCUACUAUUCUUACCUCCACAGAAGGCUCCAAAGAGACGUAAGUAGCCCAGAGCCUUAGCCCAAAGCCCUAGCCCAAAGCCCUAGCCCAGAGCCCUAGCCCAGAGCCCUAGCACAAAGCCCUAGCUCAGAGCCCUAGCUCAGAGCCCUAGCCCAGAGCCCUAGCUUAGAGCUUUAGCUCAGAGCCCUAACUCAGAACGCUAGCCCAAAGCCCUAGAUUGACGAUCUAGCGUGGGGCCUUAUCUCAGUGCUUUAGCCUAGAGCCCUAGCCCAGAGCCCUAGCCCAGAGCCCUAGCACAAAGCCCUAGCUCAGAGCCCUAGCUCAGAGCCCUAGCUCAGAGCCCUAGCCCAGCCCUAGCUUAGAGCUUUAGCUCAGAGCCCUAACUCAGAACGCUAGCCCAAAGCCCUAGAUUGACGAUCUAGCGUGGGGCCUUAUCUCAGUGCUUUAGCCUAGAGCCCUAGACUAGAGAUCUAGCCCAGAGUCUUAUCUCAGUGCUUGCGCCCAGAGUUCUAGCCUAGUGCCUUAGUCCAGAACUGUUGCCUAUAGGGUUAUACUUAUUGUUAGUCUUAACCUUGGCCUUAUCUGUAAUUUCAAUCCAAGACCUAGAUCUAAUCACCAAUACUUUCAGCGACAAUUCAGUCCUCUUUUACGUAGUCGUUGGUGGCAUUAUUCUCGCCAUUGUGAUUGCCGUAGUGAUAGGAAUAGUUUGUUGGAAACGAAGACAACGAGACGUUUUGUGUGAUCAGGAUACGAUCAAACCAUUCAAGCCUGUGGACCCGCCUUGGAAGUACCCUGCGGGCAAGAAACUAACCGAAGCUGAAUGUCGUGAGCUGGAAGAGAUGGUCGAGAGGAAUCAGCAGAUGAAGCGCGAACACCCAGUUGAGCCCGAGCAGGAUGAUAUGAUAUGA
Messenger RNA from Bursaphelenchus okinawaensis, 2669 nucleotides. NCBI's taxonomy places the organism in Eukaryota, Metazoa, Nematoda, Chromadorea, Rhabditida, Aphelenchoididae. The record is from the annotation of a GenBank genome assembly.